Molecule: messenger RNA, 1315 nt
Organism: Eruca vesicaria subsp. sativa (arugula)
Lineage: Eukaryota; Viridiplantae; Streptophyta; Magnoliopsida; Brassicales; Brassicaceae
Source: the annotation of a GenBank genome assembly
AUUUUGAUCAUUAAUAUAUUUACUUUUUUUUGUUUCUGCAUCUCAGGGGUUUUGUGAGAUUCUCUUCUCCGAUCGAUUCCUAUCUCUCACUCUCCUGGUUUUACAAAGUUUUGUUUUCUUUGUUGAUUGUGUGGAUCUUACGAGGUGAUGGCGAAGCUGAGACAGUCGCAGAGAUUAUUACAGGCGAGGAAAUGGUCGACAUUGAUGCUGGUUCUGUUUAUGCUUUUCAUGUUAACGAUUGUUCUCUUGAUGCUUCUUGCUUUUGGGGUUUUCUCUCUUCCCAUUAAUAACAACGACGAAUCUUCUCCCAUGGAUCUCUCUUAUUUCCGACGAGCUGCAACUGAGAGAAGUGAGGAGGGACUUGGGAAGAGAGGAGAUCAGUGGACUGAAGUGCUCUCUUGGGAACCUAGAGCUUUCGUCUACCACAACUUCUUGUCGAAGGAAGAAUGUGAGUAUUUAAUCAGUCUUGCUAAACCACAUAUGGUGAAGUCAACUGUUGUAGAUAGCCAAACUGGGAAAAGCAAAGACAGCAGGGUGCGGACAAGCUCAGGGACUUUCCUUAGGAGAGGAAGGGACAAAAUCAUUAAGACCAUUGAGAAAAGAAUUGCAGAUUACACCUUUAUUCCAGCAGAUCAUGGGGAAGGACUUCAAGUUCUUCACUAUGAAGAAGGGCAAAAGUAUGAACCACACUAUGAUUACUUUGUUGACGAGUUCAACACUAAGAAUGGCGGUCAACGGAUGGCUACAAUGCUCAUGUAUCUGUCGGAUGUUGAAGAAGGCGGUGAAACAGUGUUUCCUGCUGCCAAUAUGAAUUUUAGUUCUGUACCAUGGUAUAAUGAGCUCUCUGAGUGUGGUAAAAAGGGACUCUCCGUAAAGCCUAGGAUGGGCGAUGCGUUGCUAUUCUGGAGCAUGAGGCCCGAUGCUACACUAGAUCCCUCAAGCUUACAUGGUGGAUGUCCUGUGAUUAGAGGGAACAAGUGGUCAUCUACCAAAUGGAUGCAUGUCGGCGAGUACAAAAUCUAGUGUCUUUGAUUUGCUGGACAGUAUACUGUUUUUUAGACGGGAACCAAAAAUUGGAGGGAAAGAGAGGUGGAUGUUUGUUUAAUUUUGUUUUCCAUGCGGCUCAGUGUAUUGUGAUUCAGAGGUUCAUAUAUAUAAUAUCAGUAGAGAAUACCAAAAGGGAGGGAAUUGUUAGAUUACAUUAGGAUGGCUUAGGGAGAGACAUUGUUGCUCACUGUUAUAUGACCCAUCAGCUUGUGUCUGUCAUUGAGUAGACGUUGUGAAUUAUUAUAACGUUAUUCAAAUAAAAAUGUCA